Lactuca virosa is the source of this 1212-nucleotide messenger RNA. Lineage: Eukaryota; Viridiplantae; Streptophyta; Magnoliopsida; Asterales; Asteraceae. The record is from the annotation of a GenBank genome assembly.
UCUACAUUUAUAUUCCUUCUCUCAUGGAUCGUCGAUUCUCACUCCUCCUUGCUUUUUCUCUUUUGAUCGCCGGCGUCGCUGCCACCUCUUUCGCCGCCGAUGAAUCCGGAGGCGAUAUAUUCAUCCGUCAGGUGGUGGAGGAUGAAGAUCACCAGUUAAAUGCCGAGGAAGAGCACUUCGGUGCCUUCAAGCGCAAGUUUAUGAAAUCCUACGCAUCCCAGGAGGAACACAAUUACAGGUUAUCAGUUUUUAAGUCUAACCUGCGCCGUGCUGAGCGCCACCAGAAGCUUGAUCCCUCGGCUGUCCACGGAGUUACUCAGUUCUCUGACAUGACGCCUGAGGAGUUCAGUAAACACCUCGGAUUAAGGUCUCGUCUCAAGUUCCCCGCCGAUGCCAGCGAAGCUCCGAUCCUUCCGACCGAUAAUCUUCCAGACGAUUUCGAUUGGCGAGAUCAUGGCGCCGUUACUGGUGUGAAGAAUCAGGGUUCAUGUGGAUCAUGCUGGUCGUUUAGUACUACCGGAGCUUUAGAAGGAGCGAAUUUCCUUGCGACAGGGAAGCUAGAGAGCCUUAGCGAGCAGCAACUCGUUGAUUGUGAUCAUGAGUGUGAUCCAGAAGAAAAAGGAUCAUGCGACGCAGGCUGCAAUGGAGGUUUGAUGAACAGCGCAUUUGAGUACACUCUUAAAGCCGGUGGACUCAUGAGAGAAAAGGACUACCCUUACACAGCCAAGGACCAUGGAACCUGCAAAUUCGACAAAACCAAAGUCGUAGCAUCCGUGAGCAACUUCAGCGUGGUCUCACUUGACGAAAACCAGAUCGCUGCUAAUCUGGUCAAACAUGGUCCUCUUGCAGUUGCUAUCAAUGCGGUUUAUAUGCAAACGUAUAUUGGGGGAGUGUCAUGCCCGUUUGUAUGCUCAAAGAGAUUAGACCAUGGUGUGUUAUUAGUUGGUUAUGGUGCUUCUGGUUAUGCUCCCAUCAGAUUGAAGGAGAAGCCAUACUGGAUUAUCAAGAACUCAUGGGGAGAGAAUUGGGGUGAAAACGGGUAUUACAAGAUCUGCAAGGGUCACAAUGUUUGUGGUGUCGAUUCCAUGGUCUCCACUGUUGCUGCAAUCCAUCGUCACUAGUUUGAAUAUUCUGGUAUGAAUCAAAAUAUUAUUAUUUUUAAACAGUCAACAUGUAUAUACGAAUUAUUACAUUUCGAAAUUGAAAAGAGUG